AUUGGGAGUUAUUACUGGCAUAUAUAAUGUACAUUAUGAUAUGGUUUUAAACCAACGACUUUUAAUACGUAAAUGUUCAUAGAUAGUUUAUCCUAGGCUCAGCGCGUAUUAGCUCAGUAAUCGCAACUCUAUUUAUAUCAUUAGGAUAUUAAGUUUCCCGGAGUUUUGUCGUAAUAAUGGUGCUACCCUUAACACUUUUGAGAGCUGGUAAAAAUCAGCCAACGUUAAUCGAAUUGAAGAAUGGAGAAACAUAUAGCGGGAUUUUGGAGUCUUGUGAUGCCUUUAUGAACAUACACAUGCUAAACGUCGUCUGCACUUCAAAGAGUGGGACCGACUUCUGGAAGUUAAAUGAGUGUUACAUCCGUGGAAAUAACGUAAAAUCCCUGAGACUCCCAAACGAGGUAGCUGAACUCGCAAAGGAAGAGUCAAAACCAGCUGCAAAGCCAAAUGCUGUGGCAUACUCUGGGAGAGGACGAGGUAAGGUGUUAGGGGACCCACGGGUGACACGUUAAUGUGCAGGAAGAGGCGACCACAUGGGAUUCCGCGGUAGAAAACCACAUUCCCUUCACAAUAGCAGUAGAAAAUAGUUUGUUAUAUGGAAUCAGUUUUAAUUCUUACUCCACUUU
This is a messenger RNA of Theileria equi strain WA, 626 nucleotides long. RefSeq names its product U6 snRNA-associated protein, putative. The coding region runs from base 177 to 512 and encodes 111 amino acids. NCBI's taxonomy places the organism in Eukaryota, Apicomplexa, Aconoidasida, Piroplasmida, Theileriidae. Gene Ontology annotation, biological process: P-body assembly; nuclear-transcribed mRNA catabolic process; spliceosomal snRNP assembly. Gene Ontology annotation, cellular component: P-body; spliceosomal tri-snRNP complex; U6 snRNP. Gene Ontology annotation, molecular function: U6 snRNA binding. The record is from RefSeq and is a predicted model, not a curated record. The transcript is spliced from 5 exons.